AUGGCCAGUUUGGACGUGGCUUUUUUUAACGGUUUACUGGUUUCUUGAUCACCUAGCCUUCUUGUCACAUUUCUCGUUUUCAAGACGGCUGAGGGUAGAGAUGUCAAAAAGUUGUCAACUAAUAAAAUGUGCACACAUUCUCAGUGAACGUUUUGUCAGUUGAUCACUUUUUGAUAUCGCUGUCCUCAGCUGCGAUAAGUAGUUUUUUCAGAUAUGGACCCAAUAAUCUCGACCCAGUUCUGCGCGGAGACCCAUCAAACCGUGGUGAUCGUGAAGAGUGCGCAAAAUGACGGUGCGCUCAAAACGCAAAAGUUCUCGUUCAACGCCGCCAAAAACGUGUUCGAGGUGAUGAAGACGGCGGUGUGCGCGAACAGCGACGAUCUGACCGCCCGUCACAUCGCCUGGUGCCCCCACCUCAAGAGCACCUUCAUUUUCGCGUUCAACCACGUCGAGCGCGAGGAUCUGCAGUACAUCUAUGAUGCGAACGCGGGAAAACUGGUGGAGGUGCGGUGCGAGGUGUGCAAACGCGACGAGAACCGCGAAGACGCGAAGGAAAAGGAGAUUUUGUUUAUCACGACGAGUCCGGAAUGCCGACGCGUCGUCGUGUUGAGUGUGAGCGACGGGAAGCGCAUUGUUCGAUUGCUCUACGACGAUCGGAAGAAGGUGCACCAUAAGAUGGAGCUGACUGAGGUCGUCGCGCUUCCGAAGAAGAAGGUCGAGGAGAAGAGAGGAUGUUCAGACGGAAAAAUCGAUACUAGCAAGCGGACUUUUCAAGAAAGUGUGAAGACGUCGCCGCUGGAGCUCGACGUCAGUGACAAGUUCGAGAUUCUGGACACCAAACUCAAGCCGGUCUACAUCCGCCACUUCCCCGAAUUCGGCGACAUCGCCAUUCUGUUUGCGAUCAAACCGUGCGGCCUCAGCGGAAUGUUCGUGUUCGAUCGUCUCCGGCACCAGUUUAUCGAGAUUUAUCACCAGAAACACUAUAAGGAGCUGGUCGGACUCUCGCGCUCCACGUACCCACAGCUCUUCUUCAUCACCGAGAGUCUCAAGACGAAGCGACUCGUGAAUAUAAUGAAGACCAGGGAGGGAUUGCUCGAGAAGAAACAGUUCACCAGCGCCGGACUCUUCGAGACGCUUCCGCCGAUGCCCGUCGUUCAGGACCGGCACAUUGUCACCGGAUAUCUCAAGGACGUCAGGCAGACUGGUGAGUUUAGCGAAAUUUUCCAAUUUUUUCGCUCAAAAAAUAAAUUUUUCAGGCGCGAUGGAGGACCGUGCGAGUCAUCUGUUCUACAAGACGAUCGAGCCGUUCGUCAUCUGCGAGCGACCGCCGCCAGAAGGUACGAAUACGCCACGGCGACCAAAAGUGUAGAAUCUGAGACGCGUUUUCUGAAAAUUGCCGCAAUUUCAGCACUUUUCCGCCAUUUUUGUGUUUGAUAUCGACGAAAGAAGAGACAUUAAAAAGAGAAAACAUUGAAAUUUUCGUGAAAACGCCGCGUUUGAGACGUUUUUCGAAUAUUUCGCAAUAAGUUCUCCGCGGCCAAUCGCCGCCGCAAUUUCGAAAUUUUCAUACCGGCCCAUUUGGAUAGUUUUGAGACGAAGUGAGUGUCGGAAGUGAUUAAGCACGUUAAUACAAGUAUUUUAAGCGUUCAAACGGCAAAAAGUAUCGGCGAAUGACUGAAAUUCGCAGCAUUUUCAGCAUAAAACUUGAAAAUCGAUUGAAUUGAUUCAUUCUCUGAAUGAAACCUGCUCGUUUUAAGCUCAAAAAGUGCGCGAUGAUUAGUUUAACAAAGUUAUGCAAUUACAUCGUCGAAAUCGUUCAAAAUUUGGGUAAUUUUUGACGAAAAACAUGAAAAAUAGGGGGGUUAAAUUUCGAAUUUCGCGCCAAAAUGGUGAUAAACCGUGCACGCGCUAGGCCCCACGCCACGUUCAGUCUGUGCGGCAAAAACCCAUUUCUUUUAUAGUGACCGCCACACUCGAGCUGACCCACGAUCCUGAGGACGAACUGAACAUGAUUGCCGACGAAGGUCUGAGCGAGAGAGAUGUGUGUCAAUUGCACGAGGCACUCCAUCCGGAACUGUACGAUCAGGCCGAGAAGCCGGUCGACGAGACCGACGAGAAGGAGGAGGAGGAAGCGUCGGAUUCGGAAUCAGAAUCGGGAUCGGAUUCGGACUCGGACACGUCAUCGGAUGAAUCCACCUCGUCGGACGCUUCCUUCGAUCGCCUUCCGGAUGCCGAGGAGGCCAAGUAG
This is a messenger RNA of Caenorhabditis sp. 36 PRJEB53466, 2248 nucleotides long. Lineage: Eukaryota; Metazoa; Nematoda; Chromadorea; Rhabditida; Rhabditidae. The record is from the annotation of a GenBank genome assembly.